Messenger RNA from Pterocles gutturalis (yellow-throated sandgrouse), 1228 nucleotides. RefSeq names its product R3H domain-containing protein 2-like. The annotation marks the transcript as partial. Gene Ontology annotation, molecular function: nucleic acid binding. The transcript has 12 exons. NCBI's taxonomy places the organism in Eukaryota, Metazoa, Chordata, Aves, Pterocliformes, Pteroclidae. The record is from RefSeq and is a predicted model, not a curated record.
AUGUCCAACAGCAACACGACGCAGGAGGCUCUGGAAAUAAUGAAGGAGUCUGAAAAAAAGGUGGUUGAGGAAUCUGUGAACAAAACCAAAUACGUAUCCAGGUCACCAAGCAAGGAGGAGGUGGAGAAGGAUGGCGGGGAGGAGGUCAGCGUGCGCCAGGAGUCUCAGAGGCGAACGUCAGGUCAUGGACAUGCCAGAAAAAGAGCCAAGUCCAAUUCCAAGCUUAAGCUGGUCAGGAGUUUGGCUGUGUGCGAAGAGUCGUCCGGCCCCUUCGUGGAUGGGCUGCUGGAGUCCCAGGACAUCAUCCAGCUGCACGUUAGCUGCCCCUCUGACAAGGAAGAGGAAAAGUCCACGAAGGAUGGUGCUGAGAAAGAAGAAAAAGAGAAGAAUAAAGAAAAGGCACCGAGGAAAAUGCUGUCUCGAGAUUCCAGCCAGGAAUAUACGGACUCCACUGGAAUAGAUUUGCAUGAAUUUUUAGUAAAUACACUGAAAAAAAACCCACGGGAUCGAAUGAUGCUCCUAAAGUUAGAACAGGAGAUUCUGGAAUUUAUUAGCGAUAACAACAACCAGUUUAAGAAGUUUCCCCAGAUGACCUCAUACCACAGGAUGCUGCUGCACCGGGUAGCCGCCUACUUCGGCAUGGACCAUAACGUUGACCAAACCGGGAAGGCGGUCAUCAUCAACAAGACCAGUAACACACGAAUCCCUGAGCAGAGGUUCUCUGAGCACAUCAAAGAUGAGAAGAACGCAGAGUUCCCCCAGAGGUUUAUCCUGAAACGGGAUGAUACCAGCAUGGACCGAGAUGAUAAUCAGAUCAGACUCCCCUUGCAGGAUGGGAGGAGGAGCAAAUCUAUAGAAGAGCGAGAGGAGGAGUAUCAGCGGGUCAGGGAGCGGAUAUUUGCACGAGAGACUGGCCAGAAUGGAUAUCUCACCGACAGCAGAAUCUCCAAAGAAGGCUUUUCUUCUAGUUCUCACAAACGGAGGCAGAUUUUUAGGGGCAACCGGGACAGUCUGAACCGGGCCUCGGGCAGCCGCCAGAGCAGCACCGAGAGCGAGAUCAAGUCCCUGGAGCCUCGGCCGUGGAGCAGCACGGACUCGGACGGCUCCAUCCGCAGCCUGCGACCGCCCGUCACCAAAGCCAGCAGCUUCAGCGGCAUCUCCAUCCUGACACGGGGGGACAGCAUUGGGAGCAGCAAAGGCAGCGCUGCCAGCAGGACGUCCCGGGCAG